AUGGGCAAUUUCGGAACUGCAGUCACUUCGCUUCUGGAUACUUACACAAAGUGUUUGUCCCUCUUAAAGGGUACUCGCAACCACGAUGAUGGGGCCUCGAGUGAUACUCACUCAACAUUGAGCGCUUCACUUCGAUCUGACCGAGCACGAGUCCGUCGAGUAUAUGCUUCGCGGCUUUCCAAAGAUGGCUCUCAGUUUGAAAGAGGCGAUGCCCCUGCUCGAUCGGCUUUAAGACGAAUUGUCAAGAAACUCACCACCACGCUUACCAGCAUCGUCUCACAUGAUGGAAAGCGACAGCCGGUCAGAUAUGAGUCUCUAUUAGCCCUUUCAAAUGGAUCCAGUAUAGAAGCAGUUCGCACCAUGAAUGACUUGUCGAGCAGGGUAGGAUCAAGAAGCACCAUUUCUCAAAGUAGCGUUACACCAAGGACCGCAAGAGGCAUUCAGGUCACCAACAACAAUCAUCCGUCAGUCGACAUCGACAUCGACAUCGACAUGGAAGCUCCAAAGGUCGGCGCUCAUCAGACAAGCCAACUCCUCAUAACCGAGUCUCAAUAUUAA
This is a messenger RNA of Fusarium poae, 558 nucleotides long. RefSeq lists its product as uncharacterized. The coding region runs from base 1 to 558 and encodes 185 amino acids. The record is from RefSeq and is a predicted model, not a curated record. NCBI's taxonomy places the organism in Eukaryota, Fungi, Ascomycota, Sordariomycetes, Hypocreales, Nectriaceae. The transcript has 3 exons.